AGAUCGAGUCAGGCCACGGUGGGGUGAGGUGGCAACGCGUCCUGUUCUUUCCGCGACCCUUCGCUAUUAACUGUCAAAUCAACCAACAUUAUUCUGCUGCAUUGUACGCCGAGGACAACGCUUGAAACAGAGAGAACAGGAUGUCAGCCAAGGCGAUCCGCGAGGCGACGGGGAAGGCGCUGCUGCAGAAGAACCUCCCGGCGGGGGUGUGCGCGCCCUGCCGCUACGCCGCCGUCACCGAGGACACCCAGUGGGACGCCCUCGCCACGCAGCACCCGUGGCUCUCGGCGGAGAAGCUGGUUGUGAAGCCCGACCAGCUGAUCAAGCGCCGAGGGAAGCUGGGUCUCAUCAAGGUGGGCACGGACCUCGCCGGCGCCAAGGCAUGGGUCGGCGAGCGCAUGAACAAGGACCAGAAGCUUGACGUUGGUCAGCCUCCUGUGGCCCGUCGAGUCAAGGAUGGCGGACACUUCCUUGGGCUAGUCUCGGGGAGGCGUCGCCUUCACGCCGUUCUAGAUCCUCUGAAAGAGCAGCUCCCCAAAGCUGGGGGCAGGUGCUCCUGUCUGUGUUGCAUAACUGUGACGGCUGUCAUAACCCAGCCACCGGGGAGUCGAACAGACUGCUCCGGUGCCAGUGCCAAGCCUGGAUAG
Messenger RNA from Penaeus indicus, 647 nucleotides. RefSeq names its product ATP-citrate synthase-like. The coding region runs from base 141 to 647 and encodes 168 amino acids. Gene Ontology annotation, biological process: tricarboxylic acid cycle; fatty acid biosynthetic process; acetyl-CoA biosynthetic process. The record is from RefSeq and is a predicted model, not a curated record. Gene Ontology annotation, molecular function: ATP citrate synthase activity. The transcript has 5 exons. Gene Ontology annotation, cellular component: cytosol. Lineage: Eukaryota; Metazoa; Arthropoda; Malacostraca; Decapoda; Penaeidae.